UAAAAACAUCCCUUUUAUCCUACUCCAUCUUGCUUGGCGUUAUACAAACCACACAUAUAUAAUGAUCCCAAUAGAAAUUUUAUUUUUCUCGGCUUUCAUUCGAUAAUGGCCAUCUCCGGUUCUUUGCAGCUGUUGUCUCUUGAUCUUGGAAUUCGCAGCAACAGCCGGCGCAGCAAACGAUUUCGAAAUUCGAGAACCAGAAGCAAAAUGCAGUUGCUGGACACUACUGAAUUCUCAUCGUCGUCGCUGUUGCAUUUUCCUUGGAGUACAAAUAUCUCGAAGAGGAUACAUAGACGAGGGUGCACCUUCUCCUCCAGAAAUCAGCAAUUUAAAUGUCAAUGUUCUUCUCUAAACAAAGGCCUCUCUGUGGACAUUACUUUUGUGAAGGAUGUCACCUUAACUUUAACAGGUUCAAUUCCUCGUUUGCAAGGAAGUCCACUUGUCAUCAAAUUAGCUUCAUCCAUCGGUAUUGUCGUUUUUGCAAUAUGGGGAAUUGUGCCACUUGAGAAUGACAACAGUUGGAUAAAGAGCAGCACGUAUCACGUAACCACCUCUUAUGUUCAGCCUUUACUGCUGUGGGCAGGAGCAAUCUUCAUCUGCAGAGCUUUGGAUCCAGUUACUCUUCCCUCACAAGCUAGUCAAAUUGUUAAGCAGCGGCUCCUAAAUUUUGUCAGAUCGUUGUCAACGGUGCUGGCCUUCGCACAGUGUUUGUCGAGUGUAAUUCAACAGUCACAAAAGUUCUUCAUGGAGACAAAUGAUACAAUCGACACUAGAAAUAUGGGAUUCCAAUUUGCUGGCAGAGCAGUAUACACAGCUGUAUGGGUUGCAGCUAUAUCAUUGUUCAUGGAGUUGUUAGGCUUCUCGACCCAAAAAUGCAUCACAGCAGGAGGACUAGGGACCGUUUUGCUCACUCUUGCUGGGCGUGAGAUUCUCACAAACUUUCUCUCAAGUGUGAUAAUUCAUGCAACACGUCCAUUUGUAAUGAAUGAAUGGAUUCAGACAAAGAUUGGCGGUUAUGAUAUUUCUGGGACGGUUGAGCAUGUGGGAUGGUGGUCCCCUACUAUAAUCAGAGGCGAUGACCGUGAAGCUGUCCACAUUCCUAACCACAAGUUCACUGUGAAUGUUGUAAGAAAUCUGAGUCAAAAAACUCACUGGCGUAUUAAGACUCACCUGGCCAUCAGUCAUUUAGAUGUUGGCAAAGUUAAUAACAUUGUAGCCGACAUGCGCAAGGUUUUGGCUAAAAAUCCUCAAGUAGAACAACGGAAAUUGCAUAGAAGAAUAUUCUUGGAUUACAUUAAUCCAGAAAAUCAAGCUCUCACGAUAAUGGUGUCCUGUUUCGUGAAGACCUCACGUUUUGAGGAAUACUUGUGUGUUAAGGAAGCCGUACUCCUCGACCUUCUCAGGGUCAUUGCCCACCACCAUGCUCGACUGGCUACUCCAAUCCGUACAGUCCGAAAUGUAUACACUGAUGCUGACUUGGACAGCGUACCAUUUUCAGACUCGUUCACACGUGGGGCCACCUCAAUCCAACCAUUACUGCUAAUUGAUAAAAUCAACGGAGAAGAUAAGACCAAAAUUCAAACUCAAAAUCAAACAGAGGCAAUUAUUGAUCAUAACAAGAAAGACGCGCUUGCAUCAUCAAAUGACAAAAGUGUUCAUGCCAUGAACUCGAAUUCCCAUUCUAAUCCCAAAACCGACAAUAUUAUUGCACCCAAGUCACAGUCUGUUGCAGCUGCUAAACCGUCGCUAGAAGAAAAUAUUGUGCUUGGAGUUGCUUUAGAUGGAUCGAAAAGGACAUUGCCGAUUGACGAGGAAGAUCAGAUGAUGACAUCAGCACCGAAUACGGAGGAGGAUUCAAAAGAAUUGGCUGUGGCUGAGAAGGGAAAAAAUGAUUCCAAUAGAUCUACUGGCCUUGGUUCAACGUCUGGUAGGCAGAUAGACGAGCAAGAAUAGAGGGUUUUAAGGACUCUUAAAAUGCAUAUAUAAAAGUUUUUAAGUUGAAUACUAGGAGGUUUAGUAGUGUUUUGUAGGUGCUGUUUGUAUUUCCUACCAUUCGCGUGUCAUAAAUUUUAGAGGAAACGGUACGCGUGAUGAUCAGCACCUUGCCCCGGCACCUGGUGUAUCACUAGGUGUUGUUGGUACUGUAAAUAUAUGUUUUUAACACUCAGUUCCUAGAUUUGUUCCAAGUCUGUUGUAUGAAAACGUUGGUUGUUGUAUACUUGUAUGCACGGUUUUUCUAAUAAGAAUAAAGAAAAGAAAAGCAAAAAAUAAAAAAAUAAAAAACAACUAUUACAGAAAGGCUUUGAAAACUAUUACAGAAAGGCUUUGUGCAAUUCCGGCUUUGUUUUCCAUGAUACUAAAUACUGAUCAAAAUCGUCUCUU
This is a messenger RNA of Striga asiatica, 2382 nucleotides long. NCBI's taxonomy places the organism in Eukaryota, Viridiplantae, Streptophyta, Magnoliopsida, Lamiales, Orobanchaceae. The record is from the annotation of a GenBank genome assembly.